Messenger RNA from Drosophila mojavensis, 5980 nucleotides. RefSeq names its product epidermal growth factor receptor (gene Egfr). The record is from RefSeq and is a predicted model, not a curated record. The coding region runs from base 794 to 4903 and encodes 1369 amino acids. The transcript has 6 exons. Gene Ontology annotation, biological process: multicellular organism development; positive regulation of cell population proliferation; protein phosphorylation. Gene Ontology annotation, cellular component: signaling receptor complex; basal plasma membrane. Lineage: Eukaryota; Metazoa; Arthropoda; Insecta; Diptera; Drosophilidae. Gene Ontology annotation, molecular function: ATP binding; transmembrane receptor protein tyrosine kinase activity.
AUCUUAUUAUUGACGGUCGUUUGGCGCUGACGCUACGUCGUUUUCGGUGUUCGGAGUACGUUAAUAACAACUUCCAAAAUACAACCGCACAAUAAUAAAACAAAGUCAAUGAUAUUGGUGCAAAAAAAAAAAAAAGAAUACAAAUACGUUACACUGUAGCAGCUUCUUCGCGUGCGUAGUUAACUUACAUUGCCCAGCGCGAUUAAAGUGUUUUUUGCUGUUAACAAUUUAAGUUCGUCCCGCUGGCUCUUCUGCCCCGCUCUCGCUCUACCGUUCGCACCGCUCGCGCGUUUCGGCCGUCUCUUUCGUGUGUCGGCCCCGUUAACGCCGAGGUUCAACGCGAUCGCCGCUUUUUUUAUUGCCAUUGUAUAUUGUAUUACUUAUUAUAAUAUUCCGUGAAUCGGUCGCAACGCUCAUUUAUUUUUGUUAUUUCAACACAAACAGCUUUUCUGCUGAAACAUAUAUAAUUUGCAAUACAAUCGAUCCGAAAUUCUCCGAUUUCGCGAGCUUUUCGCCCAAAGCUCGGCUUUCGCGAUGGAGUUGGAGUUGGGAUACGCUUGAGUAGACCGCAAAUUUUCUCUCCCUUACACUAUCUGUCUCUCUGUCUACUUCCAUCGUUGAUAAACUUCGAAAAUAUAAUUUCGAUAUUCCGAGCAUAAACAAAUCGUUGGAUUGUGCAAACAAUCGCAGUUCAAAAUCCAUCACGUUCUCAUAUUUAUGCGCUUUAUGAAUUAAAUAAAUAAUCAAACGCGUGUUGGAUACGUACCCGAUCCGGAGCAGGAGCUACAGCAACAUGUCUAUAUCUGGCAUUAUGUUGUGGAUGUCUAUAGGAGCCAGCUUAUUGCUGAUCUACAGUUUCGACUUCACAUCGGCCUCGGCAACAGCCAACGCCGGCUAUGUCGAUCAUGGAGAUACGAAAGUUUGCAUUGGCACAAAGAGUCGUCUGUCUGUGCCCUCGAAUCGAGAGCAUCAUUAUCGUAAUCUGCGCGAUCGUUACACGAACUGCACCUAUGUUGAUGGCAAUUUGGAGCUAACCUGGCUGCAGGAUCCCAACCUGGACCUGAGCUUCCUGGCCAACAUACGUGAGGUAACGGGCUAUAUACUGAUCAGUCAUGUGGAUGUGACGAAUGUGAUAUUUCCCAAACUGCAAAUCAUUCGCGGCCGCACGCUGUUCAGCCUGACUGUUGAGGAGGAGAAAUACGCCCUGUUUGCCACAUACUCGAAGAUGAACACCCUGGAGAUGCCCGAGCUGCGCGAUAUACUCGCUGGCUGGGUUGGCUUCUUCAACAACUACAAUCUGUGCCACACGCGCUCCAUUGUGUGGCGCGAAAUUCUGUCGGGCGCCAACGACGACUACAACUACACGUACACCUUUACGGCCGCGGAGCGCACGUGCCCGGCGUGCCAUCCGUCGUGCGAGCGCGGCGCCUGCUGGGGCGAGGGAGCGCACAAUUGCCAGAAGUUCAGCAAGAUCACCUGUGCGCCGCAGUGUGCGCAGGGCCGUUGCUUCGGCUCUGGGCCGAGGGACUGCUGUCACCUGUUCUGCGCUGGCGGCUGCACGGGACCGACGCAAAAGGAUUGCAUCGCGUGCAAGAACUUCUUCGAUGACGGCGUCUGCAAGGAGGAGUGCCCGCCCAUGCGCAAAUACAACCCGACCAACUAUGAGCUGGAGGCCAAUCCCGAGGGCAAGUACGCCUAUGGCGCGACCUGUGUGCGUGAGUGUCCGGGACACUUGCUGAAGGACAAUGGCGCCUGUGUGCGCAGCUGCCCCUCGGACAAAAUGGCCAAGGACGGCGAAUGCGUCGCCUGCAACGGACCCUGCCCCAAGACCUGUCCCGGCGUUGCGGUUCUCCACUCCGGGAACAUUGACUCGUUCAAGAACUGCACCGUGAUCGAGGGCAACAUCCGAGUGCUGGACCAGACCUUCUCGGGCUAUCAGGACAUCUAUGCGAACUACACGAUGGGCGCACGCUAUAUACCCAUGCAUCCCGACCGUCUCGAAGUCUUCUCCACGGUCAAAGAGAUCACCGGCUAUCUGAAUAUCGAGGGAGUGCAUCCGCAGUUCAAGAAUCUCUCCUACUUUCGCAAUCUGGAGGUCAUUCACGGUCGCCAGCUCAUGGAGAGCUACUUUGCCGCCCUGGCCAUUGUCAAGUCCUCGCUAUCCAGCCUGGAGCUGCGCAGUCUGAAGCGCAUCAACUCCGGCAGCAUCGUCAUACAGCACAACACGCAGCUCUGCUAUGUGAGCAGCAUACACUGGGCCGCGAUUCAGAAGACCAACGAUCAGAAGCUGUUCAUCAAUGAGAAUCUAAAUACGUCCGAGUGUCGCAAAACGGGUCAAAUCUGUUCGGAUCAAUGCAACAGCGAUGGCUGCUGGGGCGCUGGACCGGAGCAGUGCUUGAACUGCAAGAGCUUCAACUACAAUGGCACCUGCAUAGCCGACUGUCGCAAUGUCUCCAACACCUACCAGUUCGAUUCAAAGACCUGCAAGAAAUGCCAUCCGGAGUGCCGCACCUGCUCCGGCCCCGGCGCCGAGCACUGCGACGAGUGCGUUCAUGUGCGCGACGAGCAGCACUGCGUGACCGUCUGUCCGGAUGACAAGUACGCGGACUUUGGCAUCUGCCGCAAGUGCCACGAGACGUGCGAGGGCUGCACCGGACCCAAGAACACGAUUGGACACGGCGCCUGCAAUACGUGCAAUCUGGCCAUCAUCAAUGCCGAUGCGACGGUGGAGCGCUGCUUGCGCAAGGACGACAAGUGCCCCGACGGCUACUACUGGGAAUAUGUGCAUCCGCAGGAGCAGGGCUCGCUCAAGCCCUUGGCCGGCAAGGCCAUCUGUCGCAAGUGCCAUCCGCGCUGCGAGCUGUGCACCAACUAUGGCUUCCAUCUGCAGGUCUGCUCCAAGUGCGCGCGCUACAAGCGACUGGAGCAGUGCGAGGACGAGUGCCCGAGCGAUCACUAUGCGGAUGAGGAGAGGCGCGAGUGUUUCGUUUGCCAUCCGGAGUGCAAGGGCUGCACGGGUCCCGGCGCGGAGGACUGCUUGGCCUGUGUCAACUUCAAGGUGUUUGCCGAGGGCGAGGUCUACGACAAUUCGACCAUGUUCAACUGCACCUCCAAGUGCCCGGCGGAGCAGCCGCAUGUCAACUACCAAUCGCACUUCAUUGGACCGCACUGCGUGUCCAGUCCGCCACGCGGCUCCAAGGUGACCGCCAACCUCAAUGUGAACAUGAUCAUCAUCAUCUUUGUGGCCGUCUUCAUACCUGUGAUCUGUGUGCUCAGCGUCAUCAUCUACAUCUGCCGGCAGAAGCAGCAGGAGAAGAAGGAGACCGACGACUUGGCCAAAGCAUUCUUCGGCUGCGAUGACGCGGAGCCGCUGCGUCCCUCCAACAUAGGCGCCAAUCUCAGCAAGCUGCGAAUCGUCAAGGAUGCGGAAUUGCGCAAAGGCGGCGUCUUGGGCAUGGGCGCGUUUGGACGUGUCUACAAGGGUGUCUGGGUGCCGGAGGGUGAGAAUGUCAAGAUACCUGUUGCCAUCAAGGAGCUGCUCAAGACGUCUGGUGCCGAGUCCAGUCAGGAAUUCCUCAACGAGGCCUACGCCAUGGCAACUGUGGAGCACGGCAAUCUGCUCAAGCUGCUGGCCGUCUGCAUGUCCUCGCAGAUGAUGCUGAUCACACAGCUCAUGCCGCUGGGCUGCCUGCUCGACUAUGUGCGCAACAAUCGGGACAAGAUCGGAUCCAAGGCGCUGCUCAACUGGUCCACCCAGAUAGCCAAGGGCAUGUCCUACCUGGAGGAGCGGCGGCUGGUGCAUCGCGAUCUGGCCGCACGUAAUGUCCUGGUGCAGACGCCAUCGCUGGUGAAGAUUACGGACUUUGGCCUGGCCAAGCUGCUCAGCUUGGAGUCCAAUGAAUACAAGGCGGCCGGUGGCAAGAUGCCCAUCAAGUGGCUGGCGCUCGAGUGCAUCCGGCAUCGCAUCUUCUCCAGUAAGUCGGAUGUGUGGGCAUUUGGCGUGACGAUUUGGGAGCUGCUGACCUUUGGCCAGCGGCCACAUGAGAAUAUACUGGCCAAGGAUAUACCCGAUCUCAUCGAGAUGGGCCUGAAACUGGAGCAGCCCGAGAUCUGUUCCCUGGACAUUUACUGCACCUUGCUCUCCUGCUGGCAGCUGGACGCCGAUCUGCGUCCGACGUUCAAGCAGCUGACCAACGUGUUUGCCGAGUUCGCUCGUGAUCCGGGCCGUUUCCUGGUCAUACCCGGCGAUAAGUUCACCAGGCUGCCCGCCUAUACCAGCCAGGAUGAAAAGGAUCUCAUACGCAAAUUGGCGCCAACCACCGAUGGGUCCGAGCCCCUGGUCGAGGCCGAUGACUAUCUGCAGCCCAAGGCGGCGCCCGGUCCCAGCCAUCGCACUGAUGGCACCGACGAGAUACCCAAGCUCAAUCGCUACUGCAAGGAUCCCAGCAACAAGAAUUCGAACAGUGGCGGAGGCGUUGGCGAUGACGAAACCGACUCCAAUGCCCGCGAAGUGGGCGUGGGCAAUCUGCGACUUGAUCUGCCAGUCGAUGAGGAUGACUAUCUGAUGCCCACUGGCCAGAGUAAUGGCAGCAACAACAACAACAACAACAGCAACAAUCCCAACAACAACAUGGCAGCAGCAGCCACGGGCUACAUCGAUGUGAUAGGCGUGCCCGUGAGCGUGGAUAAUCCAGAGUAUCUGCUGAAUGCACUCAGCGCUGGCGAGGCGCCCAUUCCCACCCAAACCAUUGGCAUACCUGUGGCAGGUGUGCCCGGCAGCAUGGAGGUGAAGAUGCCGGGCAGCGAGUCCACCAGCUCCGAUCAUGAGUACUACAACGAUACGCAACGUGAGCUGCAGCCGCUGCAAUUGCUGCGCAGUCGCAGCACCGAGACGCGAGUGUAGCCACACAUCCUCACACACACACACACACCCACACCCACACAUAUACAUACAUACUGCCAGAAUGUAACAAACCGUUUUUGGAUAUCAAUCUUGCCACGUAGUACCCAAGUGCCUUGUGAAGCCAUCGCCAGUUGCGGAUGCAGUUGCUGCCGAUGCGUGCCUUCUGAAUGCUGUUAUCAUAGAUAAAGCCCCAUUCGUCUGUAGUUGUAAAAACCAAACUCCCCCCAUUUGAAUGUAAAGUCUCGUUAUUACACUGUAGCGUACUUAGCAAGACCUUUCCGUAUAUAUAUAUCUAUAUGUCCCACUCCAUAUCAACCAACUUAGGAUACGUAGAGAACUAGUUGUAUAUUUUAUGUAGCGCUUGUAGACUCAAUGUAAUUACGAGAUCAAAACACCGAUAGUGCAUUUCUUAGACGUCCUGCGCGACCAGCACUUGCACUUGAAUCACAAUCGAAUCGGAUCUAAGGAUCUAUUCGAGUGGGCUUCAGGUUUUUGGAAGUGCAAGGAACGACCCACUAAGCUAAAGUUAUUUCUAGUUCGCAGUUGUAUCAAAUCAAUAUCUUAUCUAUAUAUAUAGACAUAGGUAUCUUUUAAGAGUUAUAGGCUUCUAGUUUGUAGUCUCCAACUGUGAUAUAGUUCCUAGGAAAUAGUAUAGCUGUUUAAGAAUUUUUAAAACUUCGUUCGAUAUUGCGGGCCACUGAUCUAAUUAUAGACGCUGAUCUGAUACAUUUGUAUUUUUUGGCCUCAAAAAAUUUAUAUAAAAAUGAAAAAAAAAAACAAAAACAAUUUAAUUUCGAUAAAUACAAAAAUAAACAAAUAAAUCCCGAGCGUGCCAUGCAUCAUCGAGUAUGCAAUUCUCCUAAAGAUUUCGAAUAUUUGUUGGCACAUUACAACUGAAAUGUAAUUAAUCCUAAGCCUUAGUCUACUUUAUAUUGAACAAAGAUAAAUAUGUACAUAAUUUAAACGAUAAAAAUGCGAUUGUAAUACGCCUAACAACUAAUCUGUAUGCGUGUCUGCUUCACAAUGAUUCAGUACGCUGCGUAUGCAAUUGGACAUAUAAAUCUUAAUUUAAUUUAA